UUUUGUUUCUUUAGCGAUGCGAUGCGGUUAUUAAAUACGGAUAAUAUCGCUGAAUCCCGCGAUGUGUGUAAAGAUUUAUUGACAUUUGAUAUUUAUUAUCGAUAACGUAUUAAUUAAUGUUUACGCUAUACAAGAUUUGCGCGAUCGACCAAGCCAAGAGUAGCAGUCGCUGGGAAAUCUAUGCACUGUAUUUGUAUGUAAAAUACAAUUCCCGCUACUAAUCUGAACACGCCAGCUGGAUGACAUUCCGUAUCGGUUCGUGACGCAACACGAUUAAUUCACGAUAAACAGAAACGAGUUUCCGUCGAUCACGGGGAAAACGGCAGGCUCCACGGAAGAAUUCAGUCGACAUCAUGGAGGGUCUUAGUGAAGGCGACAGAGCUAUUUUGAACACAAUUUUCGAUCCGCUUCAUUCACUUGGUCUGUCUGAUUUUUCAAAACAAAUUGAAGAGACAACGGAUAAUUCCGAGGAGGAUCAUUUGGAACCGCAUGCGUCAGAAAUCGUGAAGAAGGCAAUAAUCUGCGCAGAAGCGAAGAACUUUGACGAGUCGUUUCGACUUUUUGACGAAGCUCUGAAGCAAGCGCCUGAAUCACCGUCAAUUCUAAACGACAAAGCACAAGCAUUACGUUUGGCGAAUCGAGAUGAAGAAGCUUUGAAGGAUCUGCAUCUAGCGGUGGAAUUGAGCCAAGGAAAAGGAAGAGCGGGCACCCAGGCGCUCUGUCAACGUGGCGCUCUUUACCGAUGGAUGGGACAGGACGAUGAGGCCAAGAAAGACUUCGUACGUGCAGCCAAGGCUGGUUCGAGCUUCGCUAAAUCACAAUUGGUCGCUCUGAACCCUUACGCGGCCAUGUGCAACGCGAUGCUGCGCGAGAUCACUUCCAAGGCCAAUUACACUUAAUUUAAUCCAUGGGAUCGCAUCUCGAAAGACAAUGAUCAUUUAAUAGAUAACGCUUUAUUUUAUCUUUAUUUCGAUAUAGAUAAACUCAACGACCGGUAGAUCUACGUAUAGAUCUUGAUAUAAUGGUAUAAUCGCAAAGUAUAAUCAUAAUAAUAACAAUGAUAUUCAUUAGAAAUUUCGCAUAAAAAUAUAAAUUAUUCGUCUGUAUCAAAUCGGGAAAAUAUAUUUCUUUGUAAAAU
Molecule: messenger RNA, 1138 nt
Organism: Formica exsecta
Lineage: Eukaryota; Metazoa; Arthropoda; Insecta; Hymenoptera; Formicidae
Product: tetratricopeptide repeat protein 36
Exons: 4
Coding region: 354-899 (181 amino acids)
Biological process (GO): cilium assembly
Molecular function (GO): protein binding
Source: RefSeq, a predicted model, not a curated record